Messenger RNA from Bemisia tabaci, 1391 nucleotides. RefSeq names its product NADH:ubiquinone oxidoreductase subunit 39 (gene ND-39). Gene Ontology annotation, cellular component: mitochondrion. Gene Ontology annotation, biological process: steroid biosynthetic process. Gene Ontology annotation, molecular function: protein-containing complex binding; oxidoreductase activity, acting on the CH-OH group of donors, NAD or NADP as acceptor. The record is from RefSeq and is a predicted model, not a curated record. Lineage: Eukaryota; Metazoa; Arthropoda; Insecta; Hemiptera; Aleyrodidae.
UGUCAGCCUCACAGUUCUUGGAGGUUAUGGCUGCAUCAACAAACUUAUCAGCCAACUAAUUUUUAGAUCUUAAAAAAUGACGGCACUAGCCCUCAAUUCGGUGCCGCAGCUAUUAAGAGCGCAAGCUGGGCCUGCAAUUUCAGUAGCAUUUUACAGCGAUGGCAAAAAAAUUGUCUUGCCGUCAGCACUCAAAAAAGGCACUGGUGGCCGCUCCAGUUUCAAUGGCAUCGUGGCAACUGUGUUUGGUGCUAAUGGAUUUUUGGGGAGAGUCCUGUGCAACAGACUUGGGAAAGUAGGCACACAGCUGAUCAUACCCUUCAGGUGCGAUGCAUACAACGUGAGAAAUUUGAAACUGGCGGGAGAUCUCGGACAAGUCCUGUUCCAAGAGGAGUUUGAUGUUCGCGACGAAAUUGCAAUUUACAAUGCCCUGAAAUACUCUAAUGUAGUCAUCAACUUGAUCGGUCGCGAAUGGGAAACCAGGAAUUUCAAGUAUCGCGAUGUCCACGUUGACGCAGCGCGCAGGAUUGCUAGAAUUGCCAAGGAGACCGGUGUCCCGAGACUCAUCCAUGUUUCAUCAUUGAAUGUUGCAGAAAAACCUCAGAGAGCAUUUUUGAAGAACGGAAGUGAGUUUCUGAAAACAAAGUGGGAGGGUGAACAUGCAGUCUUAGAAGAGUUCCCAGAGGCAACAAUAUUUAGACCAGCAAAUAUCUAUGGGCAAGAUGAUAGCUUCUUGAGCCAUUUCCAGUGUUUGCCGCGGCGCACAGGGAAAAUUUUGUCUUUAUGGAAAAAAGGAGAGGAGACAAUUAAGCAACCUGUCUAUGUAGGAGAUGUAGCUCAAGCAAUCGCCAACGCUGCUCAGGACCCAAGCUCAGCCGGUAAAAUCUAUCAAGCUGUUGGACCCAAGCGUUACUAUAUGUCAGAUUUGAUGGAUUGGACUUACUGGGAGAUGCGACGAGACCCGGAUAUAUGGGGCUACAGGCGCUGGGACUUGCGCUUUGACCCAACUGUUUGGGCCCGGCUAUGGUUCUUCGGUAGAUUGUACGGAAACCCAGUAGGCCACAUGAUAACGGAUAAGAUUGAGCGAGACUCUAUCUCUGAUGUUAUCGACAAGUCCCUGCCUACUCUAGAAGAUUUAGACAUUAAGCUUACGGAUUAUGAGCUCCAAGUUCCAUGGGAAGUGCGACCCUUCCGAGCAUUCUUAUACUAUGAUGAAGCCCCGGGCGAAUGGCCUGAACGAAGUCUACCGACAGUAGAACACGCUUGAAAGUCUCUUCAUGUAAAUUUUAGUCAUAAGUUGUUAUUAUUGGAUUACUGGCCUGCCAUUUUGUUGUCUUUCCAUCAAGAUUGUUCUAAAAUUACCCAGUAAAAAUAAAUCAUUGUUUACUAUUUUA